Molecule: messenger RNA, 478 nt
Organism: Galeopterus variegatus (Sunda flying lemur)
Lineage: Eukaryota; Metazoa; Chordata; Mammalia; Dermoptera; Cynocephalidae
Gene: ARL4D
Product: ADP-ribosylation factor-like 4D
Exons: 1
Biological process (GO): vesicle-mediated transport; intracellular protein transport
Cellular component (GO): cytoplasm
Molecular function (GO): GTP binding; GTPase activity
Source: RefSeq, a predicted model, not a curated record
CCUCCCCGCAGCCUGCAGUUUCAAGGCCCCCUCCCUGCUUCUCCUGGGAGCCCUGAGACCUGCGCCUUAGCUCACGAUGGGGAACCACUUGACGGAGAUGGCGCCCGCUGCCUCCUUCUUGCCCCACUUCCAGGCCCUCCAUGUUGUGGUCAUUGGGCUGGACUCGGCUGGAAAGACCUCCCUCCUUUACCGCCUCAAGUUCAAGGAGUUUGUCCAGAGUGUCCCCACCAAAGGCUUCAACACCGAGAAGAUCCGGGUGCCCUUGGGGGGAUCCCGUGGCAUCACUUUCCAAGUGUGGGACGUCGGGGGACAGGAGAAGUUGCGACCUCUGUGGCGCUCCUACACCCGCCGCACAGACGGGCUGGUGUUUGUGGUGGACGCUGCCGAGGCCGAGCGGCUGGAGGAGGCCAAAGUGGAGUUACAUCGAAUCAGCCGGGCCUCGGACAACCAGGGUGUGCCCGUGCUGGUGCUGGCCAAC